Messenger RNA from Mus musculus (house mouse), 995 nucleotides. RefSeq names its product predicted gene, 20809. The transcript has a single exon. Bases 178 to 861 code for a protein of 227 amino acids. Lineage: Eukaryota; Metazoa; Chordata; Mammalia; Rodentia; Muridae. The record is from RefSeq and is marked predicted.
GAAUUCAUAUAUAUGACAGAGGCAACAGCAUUGUGUCUGGCGUAAAUGGGCAAGAUCUUCAGUCCCAGGCAAUGGGCAAGUAUGAUAUUUGAAGAGAAUGGAAGCCACUUAGACAGUGUGAUCUAGCACAACAGGUCUACAGCCAGGUAGAAGACAAUACCUCUGAAGAGUCUGAGCAUGACAUCACUCAAGAAGAAGAGUAGGAGGAAGCCUUCUUCCCAGGCCCUGGGGAAUAUUGUUGGCUGCAGAAUUUCUCACGGGUGGAAGGAAGGUAAUGAGCCUGUCACCCAUUGGAAGGCCAUCAUUCUAGGUCAACUGCCAACAAACCCUUCUCUUUAUUUGGUGAAGUAUGACGGAAUUGACAGUGUCUACGGACAGGAGCUCCACAGCGAUGAGAGGAUUUUAAAUCUUAAGGUCUUGCCUCACAAAGUAGUUUUUCUUCAGGUGAGGGAUGUCCACCUCGCCAGCGCCCUGGUUUGCAGAGAGGUACAACACAAAUUUGAGGGGAAAGAUGGCUCUGAGGACAACUGGAGUGGGAUGGUGCUAGCCCAGGUGCCAUUCUUACAGGACUAUUUUUACAUUUCCUACAAGAAGGAUCCGGUCCUCUACGUCUAUCAGCUCCUGGAUGACUACAAGGAAGGUAACCUCCACAUCAUUCCAGAGACCCCUCUGGCUGAGGCGAGAUCAGGUGAUGACAAUGACUUCUUAAUAGGUUCCUGGGUGCAGUACACCAGAGAUGAUGGAUCCAAAAAGUUCGGAAAGGUUGUUUACAAAGUUCUAGCCAAUUCUACUGUGUACUUUAUCAAAUUUCUCGGUGACCUACAUAUCUAUGUCUAUACUCUGGUGUCAAAUAUCACUUAAAUUAAAAAAAAUCACAAAGUACAGAAAAGUAAACUUAUAGGAUUGAAAAAAAUGUUUAUUUUCCUGUGUUGGGUACCUAUGGGUCUUUGACAACCUCAGUAUCUUUGUCAAUAAAAUUUGUUUUGUUCUAAAAA